Messenger RNA from Drosophila ananassae, 792 nucleotides. RefSeq lists its product as uncharacterized. The transcript has a single exon. The record is from RefSeq and is a predicted model, not a curated record. Lineage: Eukaryota; Metazoa; Arthropoda; Insecta; Diptera; Drosophilidae. The coding region runs from base 110 to 634 and encodes 174 amino acids.
AUUUAAGUCAAAAUGUUUUUUCAAAUCAAACUCUCUGCGAAACAAUCUUUUCUUGAACUUGGAAAUUCGUUUGCUGAGAAAAUCCCAAUUCAAAAAAGAAAUACCAACGAUGGAAGAGUCUGCAGGAUGCCAUAAUGAAUCCUCAAAGGACCUCGAAGGAGUACGGAAUGAAGAGGACCUAAAAGUCAAAUGCCUUCUGGAUGACCUUCACCUGCAUAUGCUUCACUUGAUCGAGGACGAAGUGGUGCUCCACCAGGAGCUCUGCUGUCAGACCAGUCGAUCGCGAAUGAUCCUGGCCAGGGUCAGACUGCAGCAGGGUAGCCAACGAACUGCAGCGGAAGUCCUGGUGCCCAGGUGGCGACCCUACCGCGCCCUCUGCCGCCUCUUCGAGAAGUCCACCCCGUGGGGCGAUGUCAUCAACCUCCGCCGGCAUCCCGUCGAGGCCGAACAGGGUUUCCUCCAGCCUCUGACGAAUAUAUUUGGCAGCAUAGUGCCCGUCAGCUGGCGAGUUGCGAAAAAGUACUGGGACCAAUCGGUGGAAUAUUCUGUGGAAUGUGCCAACACGCGAAAGGAACUCCUGUCCACCAUGUCCUUCAUAAGGAAACUGCGACUGCGGCAUCCCGAUCAAAGAUAAUCGGAUAAGAUUCGGAAAUUGAAGGAAAUCUAAGUGACAAGCAUUCGCUUUCAAAAGAUCCUUCCAAACAAGACAUCCAACAUUUUUUAAAUGGAUUACUCAUGUUGAUGACUCUCAAGAAAAUGUAUAAAGCCAGACUAGUUUAAGCAAAAAAACUA